Molecule: messenger RNA, 1251 nt
Organism: Pediculus humanus corporis (human body louse)
Lineage: Eukaryota; Metazoa; Arthropoda; Insecta; Psocodea; Pediculidae
Exons: 6
Coding region: 1-1251 (416 amino acids)
Biological process (GO): positive regulation of protein ubiquitination; SCF-dependent proteasomal ubiquitin-dependent protein catabolic process
Cellular component (GO): SCF ubiquitin ligase complex
Molecular function (GO): protein binding
Source: RefSeq, a predicted model, not a curated record
AUGGCAUCUAUUGUAUGUUGGAAUAAUUUACCCAGUGUAGUUUUAUUAGAAAUUUUUAAAAUGAUUUCACAUGAGGAAAGAAUAAACGCGUCCACAACAUGCAAAGAAUGGAGAAAAGCAUUGUUUUUUCCAAAUUUUUGGCGUGAUUUGUCAAUAAAUAUUUAUUCAAAAAAUGAUAAAUAUGCCGUUGAAAGGUGCCAGUUUUUUACAAGAUCAUUUAUUUCAUAUUUACGAACCGUCAGAAUUAUUUUUAGUUACAAAAAAAAUUAUUUAUCUCAAGUAGCUGAAGUUUUAUCGAAAUUAUCGGGAAACCGUCAAAUGAAAAAAUUAUUUUUAUAUGGUUUUGGAAAAUCAUCAGUUAAUCCAAAUUUAAGUUGCUGUGCUGUAAAUCUAAUAAGUUUUUUAGAAAAUGUAAAAAGUUUAGACUCAUUGCACAUUAGUCAUUGUUGGUUAUUAUUAUUAUCUACAAACAACAGUUUAAAAAAGGCUCUUGAAAAGCAUAAAGAUUCAUUAAUUAAUCUUGGAAUUGGUCCAGUUUUAAGCGAUAAUUCUGAAAAUCAAAUAUUAGAACUUCCAGUUGAUUUUUCAGUAUUUCAGCACCUAACUACACUCGGUUUAGAUCAUCUUUGGAUAACUGAUGAAGUUCUAAAACAAAUUUGUAGUAUAAAACUAUUAAAACGACUUAUUUUACUUUUGGAUAAAGAAUUUAAAGGACAUGGAGCUAAUAAUGAAACCUGGGAAUUUUUUCAUAGAUCUCUCAAAGAUGUUAUGAGAAUAUUUUCAAAACCAAUGCCAGUGACACACAUAAAAGUUCUUUACUGUGAUAAGGUGAGUCUUUCACUUAUGUCAAUUUUUUCCUCCUUCAAAAAUCUCAAGUCUGUAUGGUGUUUGGCAGAAGAUGUUUUAGAAGCUCUUCUACCAGAACAAAACCCUCUAGUCAUAUGUGCCUGGACUUGCCGAAAACUAGAGGAAAUUGUGAUUGUGGGCAAAUUGCGUGGUUCAAAUUUAAAAAGGUUGGAAAUAUCUUCUUCGAAUAUAGUUAAGUUAAUAGAUGUAGACAACACGAAUAAUUGGGCAUCAAGAAAUUUAUUUACCACUGAAAUGAAUUUAUUUAAUAAAAUGAUGUCGAAAGCCCUAGGAAGAGCUUGGUCACCCCUCGACAAUACAGCAUUUAAAAAAUCAAAUUUAUCAUCGUGUGAUAAUGAAAUUAAUAAUAUUGUUGAUAUUUUAUCCAAAGACUAUCAGAAUUAG